UUGUUCUGCUUUUAAAAUAAUUCUUUUGUUUUGUUUUGUUUCUCUUCUAUCUCCUUUCUCUUUCAAUUACCGUUGGAACAAGACGAAGUUUCAGACACACAACACUUCCCCAAUCUCUCUCUCUUAAGACACUGAUGACGAUAUAGUUAUGAGCAGAGGGAGAAAUCACUACCAUUUCCCGUCAUGAAUCCAGCUACUGACCCUGUCUCCGUCGCCGCAGCAGCAGCAGCUUUAGCCCCGCCUCCCCAACCUCCUCAGCCUCACCGCCUCUCUACCUCUUGCGACCGUCACCCCGAAGAGCGUUUCACCGGUUUCUGCCCUUCCUGUCUCUGUGAACGUCUCUCUGUCUUAGAUCAGACCAACAAUGGCGCUUCCUCUUCUUCUCGCAAACCUCCCACCAUCUCCGCUGCCGCUCUCAAGGCUCUUUUCAAGCCUUCCGGAGGUAACAGCAGCGGAAACGGCCGCGUUAAACCCGGAUUCUUCCCUGAGCUCCGUCGCACUAAAUCUUUCUCGGCGUCUAAGAACAACGAAGGGUUCUCAGGCGUCUUUGAGCCACAACGUAGGUCUUGCGACGUCAGAACUCGUAGCUCUCUUUGGAACUUGUUUAGCCAAGAUGAGCAACGAAACCUUCCCAACACUGUCUCCGGCGGUGAGAUUGAAGUCGAGCCGAGAAAAUCUAGCGUCGCGGAGCCUGUUUUAGAGGUGAACGAUGAAGGAGAAGCUGAAAGUGACGACGAAGUCGAAGAGGAAGAGGAAGAGGAAGAGGAGGACUACGUUGAAGCUGGCGACUUUGAGAUCCUUAAUGAUUCCGGCGAACUAAGCAGGGGAAAAAGCGACGAAAUUGUUGAAGAGAUACAAGAGAUUGCGGAAACGGUGAAACCGGAAAAGACUAUUAGCGAAGAGGAGUUGAAGCCGAUUAAGGAUUACAUAGAUCUUGAUUCUCAAACCAAGAAGCCAUCUGUGCGACGGAGUUUUUGGUCGGCGGCCUCUGUUUUUAGCAAGAAGCUUCAAAAAUGGAGGCAGAAUCAAAAGAUGAAGAAACGCCGUAACGCCGGCGACCAUCGCCCCGGAUCAGCUAGAUUACCGGUGGAGAAACCGAUUGGGAGACAGCUCCGGGAUACUCAAUCAGAGAUUGCUGAUUACGGAUUCGGCCGGAGAUCCUGCGACACAGAUCCUAGAUUCUCGCUCGACGCCGGAAGAUUCUCUCUUGACGCCGGGAGAUUCUCUGUUGACAUUGGUAGGAUCUCGGUUGAUGACCCUCGUUACUCGUUCGACGAGCCGAGAGCUUCUUGGGACGGGUCCCUGAUCGGACGGACAGCGUUUCCUCCCGCUGCGAGAGCUCCUCCUCCGCCGUCGAUGCUUUCUGUGGUGGAGGAUGCGGCGCCGCCGGUGCACCGUCACGUAACCCGAGCAGAUAUGCAGUUCCCGGUGGAAGAACCACCACCGCCGGCACCGGUGGUUAAUCAAUCUAACGGUGUGUCUGACCCGGUUAUUAUCCCGGGUGGGUCAAUCCAAACCCGAGACUACUACACUGACUCAUCGUCACGGAGGCGGAAGAGUCUGGACAGGUCUAGCUCCAUGAGGAAAACGGCUGCAGCGGUUGUGGCUGAUAUGGACGAGCCAAAGCUUUCAGUGUCUUCGGCUAUAUCAAUAGAUGCUUACUCAGGAUCAAUGAGAGAUCAUAACAACAAUUAUGCCGUGGAGACCACGGAUAACGGGUUUUUCCGGGAACCGGCAAUGAUGGUCGGCGAGAGGAAAGUGAAUAGUAACGAUAAUAAUAACAAGAAGUCGAGGCGGUGGGGGAAAUGGAGCAUCUUAGGACUUAUUUACAGGAAGAGUGUGAACAAGUACGAGGAAGAGGAGGAGGAAGAGGAUAGGUAUAGGAGACUAAACGGGGGAAUGGUGGAGAGAUCGUUAUCGGAGUCAUGGCCGGAGCUGAGGAAUGGAGGAGGAGGGCCGAGGAUGGUGAGGAGUAAUAGCAAUGUGAGCUGGAGAAGUAGCGGUGGUGGAUCACAGAGGAAAGUACACGGAUUGGAUAGGAAUAAGAGUUCAAGGUACUCCCCUAAGAAUGGGGAAAACGGAAUGUUGAAGUUUUACUUGCCAACUAUGAAAGGUAGCCGGAGAAUGACCGGUGCAGGAGGCGGGUGGGCCAAUAGUAACGGGCAUUCAAUAGCGAGGAGUGUAAUGAGGCUGUAUUGAUCUACAAAUUCUUCAUUGGGAUGGUGGUUUAGGGGUUUUAGCUCUAUCAUGAAGUCUGAACCUUUUUUGUUUUUUUUUUGUAUUUCGUUGGGUUGGGUUUAAUUUCGGUGCAAUUGGUUUACUUUUUUCUAAUGUUAAGGGGGGAGGCAUUUUCAAACGAAUCACUUUGUUGAUGUUAACCGGAAUAAACCGCCUUUUAACCA
Molecule: messenger RNA, 2402 nt
Organism: Capsella rubella
Lineage: Eukaryota; Viridiplantae; Streptophyta; Magnoliopsida; Brassicales; Brassicaceae
Product: UPF0503 protein At3g09070, chloroplastic
Exons: 1
Coding region: 184-2199 (671 amino acids)
Cellular component (GO): plasma membrane
Source: RefSeq, a predicted model, not a curated record